Molecule: messenger RNA, 444 nt
Organism: Strongylus vulgaris
Lineage: Eukaryota; Metazoa; Nematoda; Chromadorea; Rhabditida; Strongylidae
Source: the annotation of a GenBank genome assembly
AUGUGGCUAUAUGCGGCACUUUUCUUAAUCGUUCCCUCCUACAGUAUGGAAGGCACAGUGUCGGAAUGCAGUAACGAUUGCGUACGCAUCAUCAGAGCAAAGGUUAAUAAUACAGUCAUUUUGGAUGGAAUUCCAGGAAGAGAUUGGAUGCGAGAGCGUUUUUUUGGUCUUGAAGAAGGCAUGGGAACACGUUGUGGUGGAAAGGGUGAUACUUGCCUAACGUUUGACUUUCGUUAUACAAGGGACAACACUCCAGUGGUAGCAGCAAGUACAUCCCACUUAGCCUGUCAUGAUGGAGCUCUUGUACUUGGACCGCUUGGAAUAUUGGAUUCUGGCUAUUACUGGCAACCCAAUUAUUUUUGGCAGGUCCCUACGACCUGGACAUUUGACAGUUACAUGUAUGCGAUGCCCUGUGACGCUGUCAAGCUCAUUGUUGAGAAUUAA